Molecule: messenger RNA, 855 nt
Organism: Entelurus aequoreus (snake pipefish)
Lineage: Eukaryota; Metazoa; Chordata; Actinopteri; Syngnathiformes; Syngnathidae
Exons: 2
Source: RefSeq, a predicted model, not a curated record
UACAUGCUGCCGCUAGGUGACAUCAUACGCAAAUACGGUGUUAGCUUUCACUGUUAUGCUGAUGACACUCAACUCUACAUGCCCCUAAAGCUGACCAACACGCCGGAUUGUAGUCAGCUGGAGGCGUGUCUUAAUGAAAUUAAACAAUGGAUGUCCACUAACUUUUUGCAACUCAACGCUAAGAAAACGGAAAUGCUGAUUAUCGGUCCUGCUCAACACCGACAUCUAUUAUUUGACAACCAAACAAUUACACAAGGCGACUCGGUAAAGAAUCUGGGUAUUAUCUUCGACCCAACUCUCUCGUUUGAGUCACACAUUAAGAGUGUUACUAAAACGGCCUUCUUUCAUCUCCGUAAUAUCGCUAAAAUUCGUUCCAUUUUGUCCACAAGCGACGCAGAGAUCAUUAUCCAUGCGUUCGUUACAUCUCGUCUCGAUUACUGUAACGUUUUAUUUUCGGGCCUCCCUAUGUCUAGCAUCAAAAGAUUACAGAUGGUACAAAAUGCGGCUGCUAGACUUUUGACAAAAACAAGAAAGUUUGAUCAUAUUACGCCUAUACUGGCUCACUUGCACUGGCUUCCUGUGCACCUAAGAUGCGACUUUAAGGUUUUACUACUUACGUAUAAAAUACUACACGGUCAAGCUCCUGCCUAUCUUGCCGAUUGUAUUGUACCAUAUGUCCCGGCAAGAAAUCUGCGUUCAAAGAACUCCGGCUUACUAGUGAUUCCCAGAGCCCAAAAAAAGUCUGCGGGCUAUAGAGCGUUUUCUAUUCGGGCUCCAAUACUAUGGAAUGCCCUCCCGGUAAAAGUUAGAGAUGCUACCUCAGUAGAAGCAUUUAAGUCUCAUCUUAAAACUCAU